Molecule: messenger RNA, 3281 nt
Organism: Sardina pilchardus (European sardine)
Lineage: Eukaryota; Metazoa; Chordata; Actinopteri; Clupeiformes; Clupeidae
Product: sterol 26-hydroxylase, mitochondrial
Exons: 9
Coding region: 124-1692 (522 amino acids)
Biological process (GO): glucocorticoid biosynthetic process; C21-steroid hormone biosynthetic process; cortisol metabolic process
Cellular component (GO): mitochondrial inner membrane
Molecular function (GO): heme binding; iron ion binding; oxidoreductase activity, acting on paired donors, with incorporation or reduction of molecular oxygen
Source: RefSeq, a predicted model, not a curated record
UCUAAUUCGCUCUCGACACCCUGCCUAUUAGUAAACUGUUCACGAGUCGAGGGCGUGCCCCCGUAGUAGCCUACAGCAGGCGGCUCUGCCAGUUCAACACAGCAGGAGAAUCGUGGUUUAGAAAUGUCACUGCCAGCGUCUGUCGCUCUCUCGCCGCUCAGACGGGUGACGCGUCUCUGUCGCCCGCUGUCGUCGGCGGUGGACAACAGUGUCCAGAGGUCCAGGCCGGGAACCCGAGAGUUAAACGUGGAAUCGUCUUCUUCGGUAAAGCUGAGGACUAUUGAUGACUUACCCGGACCCAGUCUGGCAACGACUGUGUACUGGCUAUUCGUGAAGGGUUACGCCGACAAAAGCCAUGCAAUGCAGGUGGAGCAUAGGCGACUGUACGGUCCCAUCUGGCGCUCCCGUUUCGGGCCGUUUGACAUCGUGAACGUGGCGACCCCGGAGCUCAUCGCCCAGGUGAUCCGGCAGGAGGGACGCUACCCGGUCCGCACGCUGCUGUCCCACUGGAAGGAGUACCGGGACCUGCGGGGGCAAGCCUACGGACUCCACGUGGACACAGGCCCUGAGUGGUACCGGCUGCGUAGCGCGCUGAACCCCAAGAUGCUGAAGCCCCGGGAGGUGACGGAGUUCGUGCCGGUCAUCCACGGCGUGGUCGGCGACCUGCUGACCCGUCUGGAGACGCUGCGACUGCGCAGCCCUGACCGCGUCACCGUCUGUGACCUCGCCCCGGAGCUCUACAAGUUCGGCUUCGAAGGCAUCUCGUCGGUGCUGUUUGCGACGCGGCUGGGCUGCCUGCAGGAGGACAUCCCCACGGACACACUCCGCUUCAUCAGCGCCACCAGCGCCAUGCUGCGCCUCUCCGAGACCGUCCUCUUCCUCCCGCGCUGGACACGAGCCGUCCUGCCCUUCUGGAAGCAGUUCGUGCAGGCCUGGGAUGACCUCUACGACGUCGCUCAGCGUCUGAUAGAUGGGAAGGUGGAGGAGAUGGAGGCCAGAGUGAGGGCAGGGGAGGAGGUGGAGAGUGUGUACCUCAUGCAUCUGCUGUCCAGCGGAAAAGUCACCAAAGAGGAGGUCUACAUCACCAUCACAGAACUGCUGCUGGGAGGAGUGGACACGACGUCCAACACCCUGUCCUGGACGCUGUACCACCUGGCGCGGGACGCUGUGGUGCAGGAGCGGCUGCGGCGGGAGGUGACGGGCGUGUGCCCGGGCGGGCGCCUGCCCACCUCAGAAGACCUGGCACACAUGCCCUACAUGAAGGCCGUCAUCAAAGAGACACUCAGGCUCUAUCCCGUCGUCCCAGGCAACGGCCGUGUCACUCUGGAGAAUGAUGUUGUUGUGGAUAAUUACUGGUUUCCCAAAGAGACCCAGUUCCACCUGUGUCACUACGCGGCGAGCCAUGACGAGGGCGAGUUCCCGGACGCGGAGCGCUUCGUGCCGGAGCGUUGGCUGAGAGGGACGCCCACGCGCUCCCAGCACCACCCCUACAGCUCCGUGCCCUUCGGAGUGGGCGUCCGAGCCUGCGUGGGCAAGAGGAUCGCCGAGCUCGAGAUGUACUUCGCCCUGUCACGGAUUAUGCAACAUUACCACGUCCGCCCAUGUGAGGGCGCCAGGGCCAUUCAGCCCAAGACACGGACACUCCUCAUACCAUCUCAGCCAAUCAACCUGCGGUUCCUCCCAAUCGCCUGAAGGGAGCGCUCAUGUCACCUGUUCAGUGAGAGUGCAUCAGUAGCCUGCAGUACUGCUCUGAGACCACUCGGUGGAGACCAAUCACAGAUCUGACCUAAUCACAUGGACUCCACUGUCUCACUAACACCACCACACAAACACACACUGCUUGACCUAUACUCACUCAGUGGGGACACGAUGUUUAGUGUUCCGUUCUGAACCAGGAUACACCGGCAAAGAGGGAGGUGUAGCAUGACCAGAGAUAAAUAACGUCGCUAUCAGCAGCAGGUGGAGCAGAGAAACUGAGCUGUCUACGUGCCUGUGCCCGUGCCUGUGCUGUGCCUGUGCUGUGCCUGUGCCCGUGCCUGUGCUGUGCCUGUGCUGUGCCUGUGCCCGUGGCUGUGCUGUUCUGUUCUGAGGCCUCUGUCAUGCUACGGAGCGUGGUCGGGGCCAUUUGGACGGCACAGGUCCAGGGUCAGUGACUAAGUUCCACAGUCCCUUUUCUAUUCUUUUUGGAGUAAAAUUGAGAUGUGUGUAAACUAACACAACACACUGAUGUCGGGUCAGUUCAGUAGCUCCCAUUUCUUUUGUGGAAUCAGAGUGAAAAAAUCUAACCAGAUCUACUUUGAUGACCAUGGUGAAUAUUCCAGUUGAAGAACUGAUGAUGUACCAUGAUCUGCCAUAUUUUCCAAAUGAUUUUUGAGCGCAACACACUGGGCUCUAUUGGAUCAAGAACACGAAGGGAACAGUUCUGUUGCUGUUAAGGAUGCAUUUGUUGAGUUGGCCCUCCGAUAGUCCCCCUAAAACACUGAGCUCACCGCGCCAGCAUCACCACUACCUUCCCAGAGGUUACGGGAUGGAAUGGAAUAUGGACUUUCACAGAUGGACCGGUUCCUUGGUUUCAGCAGACUUCUUCAUCCCAUUCCACCAGCUCAUGCACUUUGUUUGAAAUGUUUAAACAGGUUAAAUGAUAUUAAAGUUUCCUGUUGGGAGCUGAAAGUCACUGUUAAAGGGCCUGUGUUGACGUUUGUGAGAUAAAUGAAUGCAAAAGACUGCCUGGCACAUCAUGAGCUAAGCAGAAGCCCAGAAGACAUUCCUAUCCCUGUGCUUUCAGAGAGAUAUGAGCAUUGUAACACUGGACAUGUAUUAUUUGUUUAUCUUUUCAGUAAUUAUUGCAGUUCCUAGUAAUAAUAAUAAAUAAUAAUAAUAAUAAUAAUAAUAUCGAGUAAUAAUAGUAUUCAGAUUCUGUUGCUUUCCUGUGCAGGAAUACAUGUACAGUACUACUCAUCUCUCUGUUAUGAAUGUGAACAUUUGCAGUGUAUGAAUGGAUGCACAUCUACAGUAUAUCAUUUCCACAGGUGCUGGAUAUAUGGGCACACCGUCUUACAUGCUCCCGGUUAAAUGGGUACAAGGACACAGGAUGUUUAUUUGUCACAUGCAUAUGAUUACUAAUGUAAAGAAUGCAGUGAAAUGAUCAGUUCCUCUGCAUUCUUCACAUUAGUAAUCAUAUGUGUGUGACAAAUAAACAUCCUUGUAUCCUUGUUGCGUGUAGCAGGUAUACCUGAGUGGUCCAAACCUUGUACUUUGUAUAUUAAACCGGGAGCUUGUAA